AUUUUAUUUAACUUUCAUUAUUUAUUUAUACAUUAUAAUUAUUUUAUUCCUUUUCUUUAUUUAAAAAAUUCACGGAUAUUUUUAAUGAAUUUUUUAAUUUUUAGGAAAAUUCCUCUGGCAGAAAAAGACAGAAAUAUACCUCAAAUUUUUGCACAAUUCUGAAAAUCAAAACGUGUAUGCUGGGAUAUUCCAAUUCGGAUGAUGUCAAAUGCUUAGAGGACCAAGAGAUCGAAAAUUUAAUCCGGAAAGAAGAUUUUUAUCAAUUUUACGAAAUCGAAAAGGAGAUAGCCAGUGGUCACUUUGCUAUUGUCAAAAAAUGCCACGAUAAGAAUAACAAGCGAUUGGAAUUCGCGGCAAAAUUUAUACGGAAAAGGCGUAGGGGAAAAACUUUUAGAGCUUCAGUUCUUAACGAAAUACGCAUCCAUAACAUGAUAUCGAAACAUGACAGAUUUAUAUCCCUGUAUCAAUGUUAUGAAACCAGUUCGGAAAUUAUAAUGAUCAUGGAAUAUGCUCACGGCGGAGAAAUAUUCCAGACACUGGAAGAGUGCAUGCCUGACAAAAAGGUGUUGAUUGAGGAAAAUGUGACCGUUCGCGUGAUAAGACAAGUUGUAGAAGCCCUAGCUUACUUGCAUUCUUUAAACAUUGUCCAUUUAGAUAUCAAACCCUCGAAUAUCCUUUUGACGCAGCCCCUGCCCCUAGGAGAUAUCAAAUUAUGUGAUUUCGGUCUUUCCAGGAUAAUCAACUCCAACGUUGAAAUGCGCGAAAUGAUUGGAACACCGGAUUAUGUUGCUCCUGAAGUAUUGAAUUACGACGCUCUCAGCACUCAAACUGACAUGUGGAGUCUAGGCGUUUUAACUUACGUCAUGUUAACCGGUCAUUCCCCAUUCUCUUCUAAUAAUAGCGAAUCCGAUACGGAAUCCGAAAGCGAAGAAAGUAAGGGAGGAGGCUCUAACAAUGAUAUGGUACAGGAGACUUACUUGAACAUAACUAUGUGCAAUCUUGAUUUUCCUUCAGAACUUUUUGAUCACAUCUCCAAGGAGGCCAUUGAUUUUAUCACGAAAUUGUGCGUUCUGCAUCCCAAGAAACGUAUGACAGCCAAACAAUGUUUGAAUCAUCAAUGGUUCUUAAACAAUGCUAAAUUAAAUGUCCUUCGCGAUGAAAACAUCCUUGUCGAACAAAUAGAGCAAAUAGAACAGGAAAUAUGUGACGUCAAAAUGUAUACCUUGUUCAGCAAAGUAUUCCCUAUACCCUCCCAGACUACCGGCGAAUUUCAAAUUUCCCCUCCCUCUAAAGAACCCCCUCAAAAACAAAUAAUUUUCAAACCAUCAUCUUACCAACCUUCUAUAGCCGAAGAAAUAACACCGCUACAAACUGGUGAACAGGAAACUACCAUAAAAACUAGGAAAGUUUCUCUUAAUUUAGGCGGAAAUGAAACCGAUGCUUUACCAAAAUUGACUCGGAAAAAGUUAUCAUUACCAAUUGACCAAACGUCCAAGCAUCUUAACUCCUUUGUCAUCGUUAAACGUCAUCACUCGACUUCACAAUGUGACAUAUACACAAAAACACCUAUUAAAGUAGCUGUUGAUGCAUUAAAAAACUUAAAAAAUGUGAAUAAUUUGAAUUACCGCGAUCUUAUUCCUAACACAACACCUCAUACCGCCUCAUUUCAAAAUGGGACACAUUCCACUAUGCUCAAUCCUGAUCCAUUGCCUACAUUGCAAUUUUUGAGGCUUAAUUGCGAAUAUACGCAAAAAAUUUAUCCUCAAAGUAAUCACGAUUAUAAUUGCGAAUCUCCUAAAAUUAACGGAAUCAUAAAAUCACCCGAUUGCCACACAACUCUCCCUCACACAGAUCAAAAUAACCAAAUUUUUUUGGAACCUAAAAAGUUAAAGCGCUACUCGGAAAGUCCCUCCUUUUAUCAGCCUAAUAUUAGAGAUAAGAUAAACGUCGAUAGAAAGAAAAGAUCCUCCUUAAACGAUCAAUUUGAAACCUUCGCCAUGAGAAACAAAUCCAACUCUUUCGCAAAAAAUCGUAAGUGUUUAGUCAACGGGAAAUUAUGCACGUACUCGACUUCCCAUAGUCAGGCAUCAUCUAUAAGUAGCAUUCAAGGAAAGUUGAAAUAUUACAACAACGAUAAUUCCCCUACUAAUUUUGCUGAUAAACAUCUAUUCAAGACUGAUGUAUGUAGUCAAGUUAAAACUAGCAAUUCCAAGCUAUCUGUUGGAACUUUAAACAUGUCGAAUAAAGAUUCAGAUAAGAGGCCCCCAUCUUCUCCACCAUCUCCUCAUAAUAAUUUAUUGAGUGGUCGGGCUUAACUUAUUAUAACUCAUUUUUAAAUUGAUCAAAAUAAUUAUUUGUAACUAUAGAAUUCCUUCAAAAAAGUUUAGAAUAGAUAUAAUAUAUUUGAAAUUAUAUUCUUAUUAAGUAUAUAAAUUUGGUAUUUGUAACAAGACAAUUUCAAUCUCAUCAAACCUAACUAUCUUAAAUAUAGUCAGUGCAAAGGUUUUAUUUAAAAUUAUAUCAGUAGGUCCAUAUCUCUAUUCAACUCUUAAAUCAAGUCUUUAU
Molecule: messenger RNA, 2565 nt
Organism: Gordionus sp. m RMFG-2023
Lineage: Eukaryota; Metazoa; Nematomorpha; Gordioida; Chordodea; Parachordodidae
Product: death-associated protein kinase related-like
Exons: 9
Coding region: 177-2315 (712 amino acids)
Biological process (GO): intracellular signal transduction; protein phosphorylation; positive regulation of apoptotic process
Cellular component (GO): nucleus
Molecular function (GO): protein serine/threonine kinase activity; ATP binding
Source: RefSeq, a predicted model, not a curated record